This is a messenger RNA of Cotesia glomerata, 891 nucleotides long. RefSeq names its product translocator protein (gene Tspo). Gene Ontology annotation, cellular component: mitochondrial outer membrane. The record is from RefSeq and is a predicted model, not a curated record. The coding region runs from base 165 to 674 and encodes 169 amino acids. The transcript has 3 exons. NCBI's taxonomy places the organism in Eukaryota, Metazoa, Arthropoda, Insecta, Hymenoptera, Braconidae.
CACGUUCUAGAUUCAGUGCAUUGAAUUAACAGUAAGCAGCAGUACGUACUUACUGUACUUUCUUCGAUAUUUCGCAAUCUUUUGUAAUCAGCCUGAAAAAUUGACAGUACAAAUUAUUUAAUUACACAUAAAUUAACUUAUUAAUUGAAUAUUAAAAUAUUAAAAUGCCGGUACACAUUCCUUGGCCAGCAACAGUUGCAGUGGUUCUUCCAAAUCUUGGUGGAUGGGCUGGGGCAUUUGUGACUCGGCAAAACAUCAGUCCAUGGUACAAGACGUUAAAUAAGCCAGCAUGGACACCUCCGAACUGGAUGUUUGGACCGGUAUGGACUGGUUUGUACUGCUCAAUGGGUUAUGCCUCGUACCUGGUGUACCGUGAUGGAGGAGGUUUUGAAAAUGCUGCAGUUCCUUUGUCUAUUUAUGGAGCAAACGUAGCCCUUAAUUGGAUCUGGACUCCUAUAUUUUUUGGAGCUCAUAAUAUUAAAUUGGCCUUGUACGAGAUCGUAGCACUCUGGGGAUCAACAGUAGUCCUAGGGAUAAGUUUCUUCAAAGUAAAUAAACUCGCCGGUGGACUGAUAAUGCCUUACUUAGCUUGGACCACCCUCGCUGCUGCUCUAAACUACUCUGUUUAUCGGAAUAAUAAAAUCACUGAUGUGACAGACGAAAAAGAGAAGUAAAGAAUCGCUAGUUUAAAUAUAAAUAACUUAAAUUUUAGAUGCACAUAUUUUAAUAUUGCUUUUCGGCCACUACAAACCCACAACGCAUUCCAGGAUUUAUGUAUAUAAUAUUAAUAUUAUAUGAUAUACACUGGUGACACUGUUUAUGGUGUACAUAUUUUUUUAUUACUUUAUAAGAAAUAAAUGUGAGUUGGCCAACCACUGAUUGAUUACAGUA